AUGUCGUUUAAUGCUGAAAUGGCUUUCGUCGUAACGAAUAUGAUUGGAGCACUGGCUGGGAUGAGUAGUGUGCUUGGAACAAAGCUUGGUUGGCUUGUUGGGUUGGCAUGUAUUCCAGCAUUGCUCUCGAUCCUGAUGGCUCUGUAUUUCCCUGAUUCUCCACGAUUCCUCCUUGUGAAGAGAAAGAAACGAAAGCAGGCUGAGAAAUCUGUUGAAUUUUAUCAUGGCACUAGUAAGCACGACACUGCAAAGGUGCUUCUGUCGUAUGAAAAUGAAGGCAUUGAAACCAACGGUUCGGUUAAAGAGCUGCUUACUACGAAACAUGUGCGGUCGGGUCUUAUUUUAGGAGUCAUCGCGUUACAAGCUACCACGUCAAUUUGGCCUGUGAUAUAUUACUCAACAGAUUUCCUAAUUAGAGAGAAUAUCAAUCCUGAAACUGCUGAACUCACAUCUACUGUGAUGUUGUUCGUA
Molecule: messenger RNA, 471 nt
Organism: Ostertagia ostertagi
Lineage: Eukaryota; Metazoa; Nematoda; Chromadorea; Rhabditida; Trichostrongylidae
Source: the annotation of a GenBank genome assembly